AUGUCAAAAUUAAUAAUUCAAAUAUUAGAUUCAACAAUAGAAGUUGAGGAAAAUUUAUCUCCAAUGUCAAUCAAUCUAUUGGAUCCAAUAAUAGAAGUUGAGGCAAAUUCGACGUUUCAAACAAUAAUUGACAAUGAUGACAAAUCGGAAGAACUGAUUUUUACGUUUCUUUCGCGCGACUUUGAAAGUUCAGACGAUGAUAGUGAUUCUGAUAAUUCUGAUGAUUCAGAUGGUGAAUAUUCUAAAGAUGAAUCUUCAAACAAUUUUGAAAAUUAUUCAUAUUCUAUUUUUGACUUGCCUGUUCAGAUCAAAACUUAA
Messenger RNA from Funneliformis geosporum, 318 nucleotides. Lineage: Eukaryota; Fungi; Glomeromycota; Glomeromycetes; Glomerales; Glomeraceae. The record is from the annotation of a GenBank genome assembly.